AUGGGGCUGAGGCCCCAUGCUUCUGUCCAUCUAACUGGACAUUAUAUUAUCCUCAUCACUGUAAGAUAUCUUACAGAGAGAACCUUUCAGUUCCACCCUCAGAAAUUACAAGCUGUGCUGUUGCUUAUUUGUACAAUAUUUCAGAGUGACCCACUUUUGUUGUCAUGGGCUUGGAAGGAUCCCCAUGCUGAGGAAUUUGAAGACAAAGAGGGGACAUUUCUCAUAGAAAAUGAAUCUCCUUCUGGACGCCGGGAAGCUUUUUCUACCAGCAAUAUUAACAUGAAGCAAUAUGCAAGUCCAAUGCCUACACAGGGUGAUGUCAAGUUAAAAUUCAAGCCUCUGUCUAAGAAAGUGAUAUCUGCUACCCUUCAGUUCUCUUUAUCAUGUAUUUUCCUGAGGGAAGGGAAAGCAACUGAUGAAGACAUGCAAAGCCUGGCAAGUCUGAUGAGUAUGAAGCAAGCAGAUACUGGAAAUUUAGAUGAUUUUGAAGAAGAUAAUGAAGACGAUGAAGAAAACAGAGUGAACCAGGAAGAAAAGGCUGCAAAAAUUACAGUGCUUAUCAACAAGCUUAAUUUUUGGAUGAAGAGGAACAAUUCCAGAUCAAAUCCAUUUGUAGAUCCUGAUGCAACAGAGCUGAAUCCCUUUGGAGACCUUGAUAUGGAAGAGAAACGUCCUCCCUCUAAUAUCAAGGAAGAUCCUUUGCUGAGUGAAAAUUGCCUGAAUCCAUCUCUAUCCAUCUAUUCCUGCACACCAAAUCCACAAAAACUAGGACAAAACCCCUAG
This is a messenger RNA of Podarcis muralis (Common wall lizard), 783 nucleotides long. Lineage: Eukaryota; Metazoa; Chordata; Lepidosauria; Squamata; Lacertidae. The record is from RefSeq and is a predicted model, not a curated record.